CACCACCGGCUUUGCUUGAAUUGAAAGCUUCUACUGUGACGACCAUCUGCACUCACCAAGAACGGGACCCAGCUGCGUUGCAGGCUGGUCUGAGAGUACAAAGGACACCCUUUGAGUGUCGUCUAGAUUGCGCUUGCGCUUUUUAGAAGUUACAGUCGCAGCCAUUAGUGACUGCUUGCUGGAAGAUCGGGCUCACUGCCGUAGCCCGUGACUUUUCACAACACCAGCGUUUCAUACUGGCACUCUCUACACGCCUGUAUAGCAUUUGGAGUUGAAGUUUUUAUUAUUAACGUUGACCUCUCUUUCGUCAGAGGUCUUGUUCCCAUUUCUAACAGCGGACUCGCACUUACACCCCUACCACAAUGUCUAAAUCUUGUUCCAAGAGCAAGAGUCCCCCUCCAGACAUUAAACCCAAGGUUGAGGAGGGUAUCAAGCUAGAAGAAUCUCUUUUCCCUUCAAUAGACACUAAGCCCUCCAAGCCGGAGCCAUCACCGCCCCUCAAGCGAGAAUCUUCUGAAUCCGCAGCCAGUGUAAAACCCAAACCAACAGGCCCACAACUCAUUGGCGACCUUCCGCGCGCGGAACCCGCCGCUCAUGCAACAUUUGUAGAGAUACCUGACAAUCACUAUCAGUAUGGGACGCUUGGGCGCUCAAGAGAAGAGGGAGAGAGCAUGACUUGUGACUGUCAAUAUGACCAUGGUGUCGACGACCCAUCGGAUGCCUGUGGGCAUGAGUCGGACUGUAUCAAUCGGCUCACACAGGUGGAGUGCCUCCCAGAAGACUGUCGCUGUCGGAUUUACUGCCAGAACCAACGGUUUCAGCGCAAGGAGUACGCUAAUAUUCAGAUUGUACAGACAGAAAAGAAGGGGUUCGGUCUUCGAGCGGGUACGGAUCUUUCAAAGGAUGCAUUCAUCUAUGAGUAUGUCGGCGAUGUCGUCAGCCAUCCUUCCUUCAUGAAGCGUAUGCGUCAGUAUGGGGAGGAAGGGGUCAAGCACUUCUACUUCAUGAUGUUACAGAGAGAUGAAUACAUCGAUGCUACAAAGCGAGGCGGUAUUGGCAGAUUCGCAAAUCAUAGUUGCAAUCCCAACUGCUAUGUCGCGAAAUGGACAGUGGGAAAGCACGUCCGCAUGGGCAUCUUCGCAAAUAGGUACAUACGAAAAGACGAGGAACUCACCUUCAAUUACAAUGUGGACCGUUACGGGCAUGAGGCACAACCGUGUUACUGCGGAGAGGCGAAUUGUGUGGGCUUCUUAGGUGGCAAGACCCAGACUGAUAUUGCUGGGAUGGAUGACCUUUACCUUGAUGCAUUGGGUAUUACCGACGAGGUGGAGAAGCUAGGCCUCAAGGGUAGUAAGAAAAAGAAGGGUAGAAAGCUUGAUGAGGACUACAUGCCAGAGCUUAAACCUCUUCUUGAGAAGGACAUUCCCAAGUUGGUUCAAGCAAUCCGACAAACCCAAAGUAAGAAAGUCCUUUUCAAACUUCUUACUCGAAUCAAGAUCACCGAGGACCAAGCGGCACUGCGCCAGGUUAUGCGUUUGCGAGGCUUCAGUUUAAUGCACAAUAUUCUCGAAGAUCACGCUAAAGACAUCGACAUCACAAUCGCCGCCUUGGAGGCCAUGAGCCGCUGGCCGCUUAUCCAGAGGAAUAAGGUUGAUGAUUCGAAGAUUACCAUACCUGUUCGAAUAUGUCUCGAGUCGGACAACGAGUCCAUGAAAGGACUUGCUCAAAAGUUAUUGGACCACUGGGACACCCUCGAAAUUGCAUAUCGCAUUCCCAAGCGAGUCAAAGCUGAUGGCGAGGAAGAGCAGCCUCAGCACCACAUUACCAUGAUCGACUCGCUAGAAGGGGAACUCCGCCCACUCAAGAAGCCAAAAUGGCAAGACCAGUACGAGCAGCACGAUUUCCGCCCCGCCCCUAAACGCCCGCCCUCUACUUCUGUUGUCACCGUUCAGCCUCAGUGGCCCGUUUGGACUCCGCCAGUGGUUAAUAGGCGAUCGAAAGACGAAAUUGCUGCUGUGAUCGCCGCUGCAAAAGCAGCUGCCGAGGCGGAGGCUGCCAAGGCCCCCCCUCCGUCGCCUCCUCCACAGGAGAAAAAGGCGAAGAAAGAAAGACCUCCGAAAAAGACUCAGACAACAGAGGAAAAGGAAACAAAUAAGGAGAAGAGGCUGUUGAAGCUCGUGGGCGCAGUCGUCGUCAAAUGCAUGUCCAAGUAUUCAAAGCAGCUUAACCACGACCAGUUCAAGAAAUAUGCUAAGGAGCUUACGCACGUCAUUGCUGAGAAGGAGAAGAAAUCUUCCAGCUACAAAGAUGGCAAACUGGACGCACUAUCUGACGAGAAGGCAGCAAAAAUCAAGAAGUUUGCGAAGGAGUACAUUUCCAAAGUGCUCCGAAGGCUUGAGAAAUCUAAGCGAAAGGCCUCAUCGUCUGCCGCUCCAGCGGCCUCAGUCGAGGGACAUGAUCACGAAGAGGGAGGCGACGUGCCUAUGGUGAUGUCUGUCGACGAAGCAAUGGAUCUUGGUGAUGGGUCAGAGAGUGAAGCGGAUGAUGCGGACAGAGGAGGCGAUGUAGAAAUGCAGGACAUGGAAGACAUGCAACAUUCUUCGGACGAUGUUGAUCCGUCCCCGAAGGAAGGAGUCACUGAACACCCUCCACAGUCCCUCACUCCAAUAACACCACCAGACGCCACUAUCGAUCCUAGACUACGGCAUCGGCUUGAAGAGCCAGGGAGUCCUUCAAAAUAUUGUUGGGACUCGAGUACAUAGCACUUACUCAAUCGUUAUCUCCUAUCUAUCACGCUAAGUAUUCGCCUUCUCACUUGCCAUAGCCAUUAGAUCGCACCAAGUUUUUCAUCGCUGGACAAAUUGAACGAAACCUCUUGGAGUUGCACUGAUUGUGCUUACCCUUGCACUCAGGCCUUUAUAAUGAACUGCAAUAUAC
Messenger RNA from Suillus clintonianus, 2937 nucleotides. RefSeq lists its product as uncharacterized. The coding region runs from base 363 to 2762 and encodes 799 amino acids. The transcript has 14 exons. Gene Ontology annotation, molecular function: histone H3K36 methyltransferase activity; protein binding. NCBI's taxonomy places the organism in Eukaryota, Fungi, Basidiomycota, Agaricomycetes, Boletales, Suillaceae. Gene Ontology annotation, cellular component: chromatin; chromosome; nucleus. Gene Ontology annotation, biological process: regulation of DNA-templated transcription. The record is from RefSeq and is a predicted model, not a curated record.